AUGAAUGGACAAGAAGGUGAUGAUAAUUAUGAUGUGUUUGAUCACAUUCUCAACCCAAGCUUUGUGGGUAUAGCUGAUGAUGAUGGGAGUGAUGCUAACGUUGGUGCUCUGUCUGGUAAUGACGAUCAAGAUGGUGGAACUUCAAGGGGAGCUGUUAGACGCGCUCCUCAACAGAUCGAAGAACUCGAAAAAUUCUUCAAGGAGUGUCCUAAACCUAGUCAGGAACAGAAGUCGGAACUUGGACGAAGGCUUAACAUGGAGAUUAAUAAAGUCAAGUUUUGGUUUCAGAACAGGAGAGCGCAAGAGAAAGUAUACGAAAACAUAGAGCAUCAUCAUCGUUGUGUCACUUUCCGGACGCAUGAGAGCCGCCGUGAGAAUCAUGCACUGAAAGCGGAGCAGGACAAGUUGCGACGAGAACACGAGCAGCUCAAACAAGCAGUGAAGCAUUAUUCAUGCAGCAUUUAUGGUGGGACAGAAAUUUCCCGUGUGGUGCAACAACGUAUAGAAGAGAGUGCUGGAGUACUGAAGCAGCAGAGAGAGAUGGCUAAAAGCUUACUUACAUCUCCCGUUCAAUGGCCCGUUUCUCCAUCCCCGGCGCAGGCUUCUUCUCCUUUGAUGGUCUCCAAUCCAGAAAGUGAUGCUCUACAAGAACAAAACAAACAUUCUGAUCAUUCUGGUGAAGCUUCGACGAUAGAUACGCUUUUUGUCAGUUCAUCGACACCACCACAUUCUCCUUCCUUGAUGGUCUAUAAUCCAGAAAGUAAUGCACCGCCAGAUUUCGAUUUCAAUGACGAAACUUUGAACGAGAUAUCAGCUUUUUUGGCCAGCUCAUCCGCAGCACAUGCUUCUUCUUCUUUGAUGUUCUCUGAUCAAGGAAGAAACGCACCACUAGGAGUUGAUUCAGGUAGUGACAUGACCGACAUGUCAACAGCUUUUGUCAGUCCAUCUGCUGCGCCUUCUCCUUCCUUGAUGGUUUCUACUCAAGGAAGAAACGCACCACUAGGAGUUAAUCCAGGUAGUGACAUGAGCGACAGGUCAACAGCUUUUGUCAGUCCAUCUGCUGUGCCUUCUCCUUCUUUGAUGGACUCUACUCAAGGAAGAAACGCACCACAAGGACUCCAUUUCAGUGGUGAAACUUUGAACGAGAGAUCAAAUUAUUUCGGCAGUUCUUCCGCAUCACAUGCUUCUUCUUCUUCUCUAAUGUUCUCUGAUCAAGGAAGAAACACACCACUAGGAGUUAAUUCAGGUACUGACAUGAACGACAGCUCAACAGCUUUUGUCAGUCCAUCUGCUGCGCCUUCUCCUUCCUUGAUGGUCUCUCAUCAUGGUAGAAACGCACCGCAAGAACUCCAUUUCAGUGGCGAAACUUUGAACGAGAGAUCAAAUGUUUUCGGCAGUUCAUCAGCAUCACAUGCUUCUUCUUAUUCUCUGAUUUUCUCUGAUCAAGGAAGAAACGCACCGCAAGAACUCCAUUUCAGUGGCGAAACUUUGAACGAGAGAUCAAAUGUUUUCGGCAGUUCAUCAGCAUCACAUGCUUCUUCUUAUUCUCUGAUUUUUUCUGAUCAAGGAAGAAACGCACCACUAGGAGUUAAUUCAGGUAGUGACAUGAACGACUGGUCAACGGCUUUUGUCAGUUCAUCUGCAGCACCUUCUUCUUCCUUGAUGGUCUCUCAUCAAGGAAGAAACGCACCACAAGAACUCCAUUUUAGUGGUGAAACUUUGAACGAGAGUUCAAAUUUUUUCGGCAGUUCAUCAGCAGCACAUGCUUCUUCUUCUUUGAUGUUCUCUAACCAAUGGAGAAACGCGCCACUAGGAGUUAAUUCAGGUAAUGACAUGAACGACAGGUCAACGGCUUUUGUCAGUUCAUCUGCUGUGUCUUCUCCUUCCUUGAUGGUCUCUACUCAAGGAAGAAACGCACCACAAGGACUCCAUUUCAGUGGUGAAACUUUGAACGAGAGAUCAACUUUUUUGGGCAGUUCAUCCGCAGCAUAUGCUUCUUAUCCUCUGAUGUUCUCUGAUCAAUGGAGAAACGCACCACUAGGAGUUAAUUCAGGUAAUGACAUGAACGACAAGUCAACGGCUUUUGUCAGUACAUCUGCUCUGUCUUCUUCUUCCUUAAUGGCCUCUCAUCAAGGAAGAAACGCAUCACAAGGACUUGAUUUCAGUGGUGAAACUUUGAACGAGAGAUCAUAUUAUUUCGGCAGUUCUUCCGCAGCACAUGCUUCUUCUUCUCUGAUGUUCUCUGAUCAAGGAAGAAACGCACCACUAGGAGUUAAUCCAGGUAGUGACAUGAACGACAGGUCAACAUAUUUUGUCAGUCCAUCUGCCGCGCCAUCUUCUUCUACUCAAGGAAGAAACGCACAACAAGAACUUCAUGUCAGCGGUGAAACUUUGAACGAGAGAUCAACUUUUUUGGGCAGUUCAUCCGCAGCAUAUGCUUCUUAUCCUCUGAUGUUCUAUGAUCAAGGAAGAAACGCACCACUAGGAGUUAAUUCCGGUAGUGGCAUGAACGACAUGUCAACAGCUUUUUUCAGUCCAUCUGCUGCGCCUUCUCCUUCCUUGAUGGUCUCUACUCAAGAAAGAAACGCACCACAAGGACUCUAUUUCAGUGCUGAAACUUUGAACGAGAGAUCAACUUUUUUCGGCAGUUCAUCUGCAGCACAUGCUUCUUCUUCUUUGAUGUUCUCUGAUCAAGGAAGAAACGCACCACUAGGAGUUAAUUCAGGUAGUGACAUGAACGACAGGUCAACGGCUUUUGUCACUCCAUCUGCCGCGCCUUCUCCUUCCUUGAUGGCCUCUACUCAAGGAAGAAACGCCAAACAAGAACUCAAUGUCAGUGACGAAACUUUGAACCAGAGAUCAAAUGUUUUGGGCAGUUCAGCCGCAGCAUAUGCUUCUUAUUCUGUGAUGUUCUAUGAUCAAGGAAGAAACGCACCACUAGCAGUUAAUUCAGGUACUGACAGGUCAACAGCUUUUGUCAGUCCAUCUGCUGUGUCUUCUCCUUCCUUGAUGGUCUCUACUCAAGGAAGAAACGCGCCACUAGGAGUUAAUCCAGGAAGAAAUGCACCACAAGAACCUCAUUUCAGUGCUGGGAAGAAAUUCACCACAACUUUUUUCGACAGUUCAUCUGCAGCACAUGCUUCUUCUUCUCUGCUGGUCUCCGAUCCAGGUAGUCAAAUGAACGACAGAUCAACGGAUUUUGUCAGUCCAUCUGCUGCGCCUUCUCCUUCCUUGAUGGUCUCUGAUCAAGGAAUGAAUGCGCCACCAAAACCUUUUUCGGGUGGUGAAACCGGGGCGAUGAACGAUGACUCAGUGUUGGAAUAUGCCACUGCGGCUAUGAACCAGUUGGUUAUGAUGGCGGAAACGAACAGUCCAUUUUGGAGAAGAGACUCACGCACUAAGAGAGAUAAAUUGAACUAUGAUGAGUAUAAAAGAUAUUUCGGCGAUGGUUUGAAAAAACCUCCCAGGUUUGUUAUGGAGGCUUCUAGGGAAACUGGUACGGUUCUCAUGGAUAGGCUGGCUCUGGUCAAGACUCUUACGACUGAAAAAUGGGUCAACGUGUUUGCACCUAUUGUGUCUGUGGCAGCAAUCAAGAAACUGACACCUACCGGUUUUUCUGGACCCAGUGGCUCUCUUCGACUGAUUGAAGCAGAUUUUCAGGUCAUUUCUCCGUUGGUGCCAAAUAGACAUGUCAAGUUUAUUAGAUACUGCAACAUGCUCAGAGAGGGCUUAUGGGUGGUUGUCGACGUUACACCUCGUCACGAAAAUCUGAAUUUGCGGUUUGAUCGUGGUCCGAGCCGCCUACCCUCUGGUCUUAUCAUACAGGACUUGACCAAUGGUUCCUGCAAGGUUACAUGGAUUGAGCUAGCCGAAUAUAAUGAGAACCGCAUCCCUCAACUAUACCAUAAGGUGAUUGGCUCUGGGAUUGGGCUAGGCGCAAAGAGGUGGCUCACAACGCUGCAGAGAUACUGUGAAAACGUGUUCACUCUUUCCUCUAUCAACGUGGCUCAAGUUUACCAAGGAGGACUGUCUGCAAAUGUUGCAACUGAGAUAGUGAAGCUAGCGAACCGCAUGACGCUGAACUAUUACUCCGGUAUCACCGGCUCUUUGGCGCGAAGGUGGAAGAGGAUUAAUGUGGAAGGCGAGGGACAUCAAGACGUGAGACUAAUGACCCGAAGGAACGUGGGUGCGCGCGGCGAGUAUACCGGGAAAGUGUUGAAUGCAGCCACUUCUGUGUGGUUUCCAGUGAACAAGCAAACAAUGUUUGAUUACCUCAACAACGAAAGUCUCAGAGGCCAGUGGGAUGUCAUGACCAAGGACGGCUCCAUAGAAAAUGAGAUCAAGAUUCCGAAAUCAAGACGCCAAGGAAACUGCGUCUCUCUGCUUAAAGUCCUUUUUGCAAAACAGUGGCAAGGGGGAGGUAUGUCAGUUCUGCAAGAGACGUGGAACGAUGAAUCUGGUGCAUUGCUGGUGUACGCACCGAUGGAGUUGGCAUCAGUGGAGGAGAUCAUGAGUGGUAAAGCUUUUGAUGCUGCGAAGAUUCUUCCUUCAGGGUUCCAUAUAUUACCAGACGGAAGAGAGUCUGGAACUGGUGGAGGAUGUCUGGUCACACUUGGGUUUCAGUUCUUGGUUAACAGUAAACCAACCGAGGAAGUCGCUCAAGGCUUUGUCGGGUUCAUUGAAGAACGCGUGGCUACCACUCUUGCCAAAAUCAAAUCCGCUUUAGAUGUGCAAACAUAG
This is a messenger RNA of Thlaspi arvense, 4740 nucleotides long. NCBI's taxonomy places the organism in Eukaryota, Viridiplantae, Streptophyta, Magnoliopsida, Brassicales, Brassicaceae. The record is from the annotation of a GenBank genome assembly.